AUGGAUGUAUUUGGAAUGGUUCAAGCUCUCUAUGAAGGUCAUACUCUUCCAAAAUCAGCAACUCAGACUAAUUUGGUGUUAAUUCCUAAAAAGUCAGAAGUUCACAUUUGUGGGGAUCUUAGACCAAUUAGCUUGAGUAAUUUCAUAAAGAAGGUCAUUUCUAGAGUGGUUCAUGGAAGACUGGAUAAGAUUCUGCCAGGGUUGAUUCCUAGCAACCAGUCUGGCUUUGUGAAGGGAAGACGCAUUAUUGGGAAUGUAUUGCUCACUCAAGAAAUUGUCACAGAUAUUAGAAAGAGAGCAGAAGUGAUGUCUAGGGCACUUAAUUCUUUAUUUGAGUAUGAUCAAUAUAGGUGCUUUGAUAUGCCUAAAUGGAGUGCAAACCUCAAGAAUCUUGCUUAUGCAGAUGAUACUAUCAUCUUUACAUCAGCUGAUAAACCAUCUUUGGAGCUGACUAUGAAUGUUUUGAGCGAAUAUGAGAAGAUAUCAGGUCAAUUGUUAAAUAGAGAGAAAAGUUUUUUCUACAUGCAUCAGAAAUCAGCUAUGCAGUUAUGUCAAGAAGUUGAGCAGAUAGCUGGUUUCACAAGAGGCAUGUUUCCAUUUAAAUAUCUUGGUUGUCCUAUUUUCCAUUCUAGGAAAAGAAAAGUGUAUUAUAAUGAUCUGAUCAAGAGGGUGAAAGAUAGGCUGCAGAACUGGAAGGGAAGGUUAUUAUCAUUUGGAGGGAAAUCAGUACUUAUUAAUAGUGUUUUACAAAGUAUGCCAAUGUAUCUUUUAUCUGCAAUGGAACCUACUAAGUAUACAGUAAAUGAACUGCAUAAAAUCUUUGCUAGAUUUUACUGGAGUAACAAGGAAGAAGGCAAGAGUAGACACUGGUCAGCUUGGCUGAAAGUUUGUGUUCCUAAACAGGAGGGAGGAUUGGGAUUUAGGUCCAUCUUUGAUGUAUCAAAAGCUUUAUUUACUAAGUUAUGGUGGAGAUUCAGAACAGUUGGUACUUUGUGGUCAAUAUUUAUGUGGAAUAAGCAUUGCAAGAAGCAUAUACCAACCAGGGUUCAAUGGAAAGGAGGCUCACAACUAUGGAAGAAGAUGCUAGAAGCAAGAGAUGCUAUAGAAAAGGAGAUAUGGUGGGACUUAGAAAUGGCACUGCUAACUUUUGGUUUGACAAUUGGACUAAGCUUGGUGCUCUUGCUCAGCUUAUGCCAUCUAAUUUCCCAAUGGAUGAUAGCAUUCAGGAGGUAG
Lycium barbarum (goji berry) is the source of this 1233-nucleotide messenger RNA. RefSeq lists its product as uncharacterized. The transcript has 2 exons. The record is from RefSeq and is a predicted model, not a curated record. Bases 1 to 1233 code for a protein of 410 amino acids. NCBI's taxonomy places the organism in Eukaryota, Viridiplantae, Streptophyta, Magnoliopsida, Solanales, Solanaceae.